This is a messenger RNA of Dioscorea cayenensis subsp. rotundata (Guinea yam), 2790 nucleotides long. RefSeq lists its product as uncharacterized. Bases 1 to 2790 code for a protein of 929 amino acids. The transcript is spliced from 7 exons. The record is from RefSeq and is a predicted model, not a curated record. Lineage: Eukaryota; Viridiplantae; Streptophyta; Magnoliopsida; Dioscoreales; Dioscoreaceae.
AUGGGAAUGGGAACAGCGGCUGGAGUGGCUUCAAAUAUCCAGGCAAAGGAUUUAAAUACAGAGCACGUGAUGGGGAGGCCAUUGGAUGAUUCACUCUGCGAGCUUAGUUCCUUGUUAUCUGUUUGUUUGAGAACCUUGUUGCUAUUUUGUGAAUUCAUCACAAAUUUGGUGCUUUCAUUGAGUUUGAAAAUGGGUGAAGCUACUAGAAACAAGGAUCUAGCUGCCAAAUUGGAUUUGAUACUGAUCACUAUGGAUCAGAGGGAGGAGAGGAUGCUAACGGCAAUGGAUCAGAGAGAGGAGAGGGUUAAGAUGUUGGAGCAGAAUAUGGCCACCAUCUCGAAAUACAUCGAGACUCAUCAAACUCAAGGGUAUACUGGUUCAUCCUCUGGACCACCAGUUCAUAUUGAGGCUUUAGGAGGUCAAGAAUAUCGAAGAUCACCAACAUAUCAUUCCAGAUCAGUGAGGGUGGAUUUUCCCAGAUUUGAGGGAAUUGAUGUUCUCCAAUGGAUAUAUAAGGCAGAGCAGUACUUUGAAUACUAUCGAAUUGAUGAGGAAGAGAGAUUGCAAUUGGCUGUCAUACAUUUUGACGGACCGGUGGUUCCAUGGUACCAAAUGUUGAAGAAAUCUGGUAUCUUAACAUCUUGGACAUCAUUAGUUAAAGCAUUGGAACAUGCUUAUGGACCCUCAAUGUAUGAAAGCCCUGCUUAUGCACUGUUUAAGCUCAUUCAGGAGGAUUCCGUUGCCAAUUAUUAUGCCAACUUUACAACCCUAGCAAAUAGAGUGGAGGGAAUGUCUGAUUCAGCAUUCUUGGCUUGUUUUAUUAGUGGGUUAAAACGAGAAAUUCAGAGAGAUGUUAUACCGUGGAAGCCAGAAUCAAUUCCAGCAGCAGUAUCUCUGGCUAAAUUGUUUGAAGAGAAGUACCCAAUGGCUGGCAGAGCAGGAAAUAGAAGGCCAAUUUUCAACCCAGACAUCAGUGCUAUCGGCAAUCCUGGUAGAGGAGUGGCCACUCCCACACUUGCAAUUAAAGCAGGUCCAGCGCUACCAGCUUUGGGACCACCAACUGCACAAUCAGCUCAAGUGCCAUCAGGUAAUUACACUCAACCAUAUCGGAAGAUUAGUUUCAAUGAAAUGCAAAUAAGGAAGACAAAGGGAUUGUGUUUUAAUUGUGAUGAGAAAUUCACUCCAUCACACAAAUGUGCAAAUAGAAGGCUAUUAUUAUUGCAGUGGGAUGAAGAACCACCAGAUAAUCCACAGCAAGAAGAUACUGAAUUUUUGGUAGAGAUGGAAAACAAUCUGCAAGUUGAAGAAUCUGAACCUAAGAGUUCACUUAAUGCUAUGAAUAGUGCAGCGGUAACAGGCACCUUGAGGUUUUCGGGAAGUAUUAAUGGGCAUCCAGUGACAAUACUGUUAGAUGGAGGAAGCGAUGACAGCUUUAUUCAACCAAGAUUGGCUCAAUUUUUGAAUUUGGAGAUUCAACCCACUAAACCUUUUAAGGUUCUGGUAGGCAAUGGACAGGCAUUGCAGGUUGAAGGAAUGGUGAGAGAAUUAUCAAUUAAGGUACAAGACUACAUGCUGAAUUUUCCAGUUUUCUUAUUACCAAUCGCAGGAGCUGAGGUGAUAGUGGGUGCAUCAUGGCUGGCAACCUUGGGAGCACAUAUGGUGGACUACAGUAAACUAUCAAUACAGUUCUAUCAUAAUGGUCAAUUUAUAACCUUGUAUGGUGAUCAGGACAUUGCUCCAAAACCAGUGACAAUGCAUCAAUUGAAUAGAUUAUCUUCUACUAAAGGAAUUGCUGAGUGUUAUGAAAUGUCUAUGAGGGAAGUGGCAGAAGAAGAAGUUCAUCAGAGUAAUUCUUUGUCCACCAAGGAGGAAGGAGAACAGAAAAUACAACUACCUCAGGAGAUGCCUGAAAUUCUGCAACAACUUUUACUCAGAUACCAGCAAGUGUUCUCCAUACCAGUGGGACUACCCCCUUCAAGAAAUUGUGAUCAUAAAAUCCCUCUAAUGGCAGGGUCACAACCAGUGAAAGUGAGACCCUACAGGUAUCCUCAUAGCCAGAAGAAUGAGAUAGAGAUUAUGGUGGCACAAAUGUUGAAAGAAGGCUUGAUAGAACAUAGCAAUAGUCCUUUUUCCUCACCUGUAAUUUUGGUUAAGAAAAAGGAUGGAACAUGGAGAUUUUGCACAGAUUACAGAGCUUUAAACGCCAUCACAGUGAAAGAUGCUUACCCAAUUCCAGCAGUUGAUGAGAUGUUGGAUGAGUUACAAGGUGCCAAGAUUUUUUCUAAGCUAGACCUGAGGUCAGGCUACCACCAAGUGCUACUGCAGGCAGAGGAUAAGUGCAAGACGGCCUUUAGAAUCCAUCACGGGCAUUUCCAAUGGUUGGUUAUGCCAUUUGACAACGCCCCAGCUACUUUUCAGGCUCUCAUGAAUGGGAUUUUUCAAUUUGCUAUGAGAAGGUUUGUCUUGAUAUUUUUUGAUGAUAUCCUGGUUUAUAGUAUGGAUUUGGAGAGUCACAUUAAACAUUUGGAGGUGGUAUUAAUUACACUCAUUGACAACCGCUUGUUUGCUAAGUACUCCAAAUUUUCAGCUGAGGGAGUCCAGAUGGACAAAACCAAAGUGGAGGCAAUUAUGCAGUAUGGCGUACCUAAAACCAUCAAGGCAAUUGUAGCAGCUCCAGUAUUAAAGUUACCAGAUUUUUCACAGUCAUUCAUAUUAGAAACUGAUGCAUCAAGAACUGGCAUAGCCGCUGUGUUGAGUCAGAAUGGUCAUCCUAUAGCCUACUUCCAGUGA